Messenger RNA from Ogataea philodendri, 2772 nucleotides. RefSeq lists its product as uncharacterized. Gene Ontology annotation, cellular component: cytoplasm. NCBI's taxonomy places the organism in Eukaryota, Fungi, Ascomycota, Pichiomycetes, Pichiales, Pichiaceae. Gene Ontology annotation, biological process: peptide catabolic process; proteolysis. The record is from RefSeq and is a predicted model, not a curated record. Gene Ontology annotation, molecular function: zinc ion binding; metalloaminopeptidase activity; peptide binding. The transcript has a single exon. The coding region runs from base 1 to 2772 and encodes 923 amino acids.
AUGAGUAACGCCAAUUCUUCUUCUAAAGACGAGCCUUUGAUUCCAAUGGUUUCACUGGCGUUUAGCAAUUCGUUUCUGCCAUGGAAUUAUGACCUUUCUUUUGAAAUCACCCCGAUAAAAUCGAACUAUCUAGGAGUUGCUGUGAUUGAUCUUGCUCCGAACGAGAGGGCUGAUGCAGACGAGGCGGGUCCACUCGAGCUGGUUUUCAAUGCUGUCGAGACGGUCAUCACGGCUGCCUAUAUCGCCACCAAUUCCGGAUCGGAGGUUUCAGAGUACAAAUUGAAGGUUGAACAGAACAGAAAGACGGAAACUGUCAAGUUUUCUACAGAUUCCCUCACAAUUGGCGAUUUGAGCAAGGAGAAGAUAAUCCGUUUGAGAGUCCAUUUCAUUGGAGUUGUCCGUGCAAUUUCCAGUUUCAAGGACUUCACCAAGGGUGUGUUCAAGUCUAAGUACAAGUUCGAUGGUGAGGACAAAUACAUAAUCUCGACUCAGUGCCAGCCCUCAUUUGCUCGGUCGAUCUUCCCUUGUGUGGAUGAUCUAUUGGUCAAGGCAAGUUUCAAGCUCUCAAUCACCACAGAUCCAGAUUAUAUAUGUGUUUCGAACACAGCUACUGAAAGCAGCCAUGAUCUUGAUGAUCAGCGGAAACUCGUUGUUUUCGAAAGAACUCCUCCAAUGACCACAUCUGUGUUUGCUUUCACUGUCGGAGCCUUUGAUUACUCGGAGACAUCUGUUGAAUUGCCAAACCAAUCCAGAUUCCCGAUCAAAAUCUACACUAAGCACGGCGAGGCAAACAGAGCCAACUUUGCCAUUUCCACUGUUGAGUCAGCAUUGCCCAAGAUCGUUGGGAAGUUUGGUGUCGAUUAUCCGAUCUCAAAGCUGGACAUUGUCGCGCUUCCUUUCUUGAGUGACGGAGGUGUUGAGAACUGGUCGAUGAUCCAGAUUUUGAUGGAUCAUCUUUUGACACCUGACACAGAUUCCCCCACCAAGAUCCUGGAUAUAACCAACAUGAUCAAGAAUGUGCUUGUACACGAAAUGGUUCACAUGUACAUGGGUAAUCUGGUCACUUACGAUAGUUACGACCAUACAUGGUUGAAUGAAGCAUUCGCAACUUUCAUGUCAAACACCAUAUUGAAUGAGGAGAGUGUGAACGACCAGGUUUGGUUUGAUCAGCUGAACAACGACGGAUUCAACAUGAAGAGAUACCAAGGAUUGGAGUCAAUGAAACCGAUCCAUGUCCAAAAUGUUCCGGCUGACACUAUUCAUAGCACCUUCAGCAAACAUUCCUAUGACAAGGGUAUUUUCUUAUUGAGAAUGCUAGCAUCCUUGUUUAACGACACUCCAUCUGAAAACUACGACAAUUUCUUCAAGGCUGUUGGAGAAUUCAUUGAACAGAACAAGUUUGGUUUGUUCAAGCCUGUGGAUUUGUGGAACUUCCUCAAGAAUAGUUCGCUGAACAAACACAAGUACGACAUUCCUACUAUCAUGUACUCCUGGACUAGAACUGCAGGAUAUCCAAUUUUGUCGGUUACAAAUUCCGGGGAGAAAUUGGUUGUCGAGCAGCAUAGGUUCUUGUACAACACGGAAGCAAAAGUCGAAGAUGUGCCAUACCAUGUUCCGUUGUUUGUCAAAGACGUGGAUGGACAAAUUAGCAAAUACAUGCUGACAGAUAGAAGGAUUGAGAUUGAGGCUGGAUUAUUGGUCAAUGCCAAUAGCAUAGCAAUUGCAACCGUGAAAUAUUCUUUGCCUCAAUACAAGAGCAUUGCUAAAAAUUUCGACAAGCUAAAUUCCACGGAGCAAGCGCAAGUUUUGCUUGAUCUGUCAACAAUCUUCAGUGAAUCCUACCAGACUAAAGAUGACCUCCUUGGAUUCGUCUUGAUCAUCAACAGACUAUCGAAAAACGCCAAAAUCGUCAAUGCUACUGCAUUGAACAUUGCAUUGACUUUGUUGACUACGUUCGUCGAUUCGGUGAUUUCCAUCAGCUACUUCAAAGACGAAAAGGUUGUAAACACCGUUCGGAAGUGGAGAAGUCGCGUGAUUGGAGAUUUUAUUAGCCAGUUCGAAUGGGACGGACUCGAUUUCAGACAAUUACCUGCUACCGAAUUGUCUGUCAGAAACAGUCUGUUGACCAUUGACUACAGCAAUCCACAGUCACAGUCCAUUGCCAAGAAGCUUUACAAGACCCUUUUGCAUGGACCAAAGGGAACAAUCCCGCUUAAGUUGCUUGGUGCAAUCUUGAACAAUGUUCAAACCAUUGCUUCUGCCAAAGAGUACAAGGAGAUUUUGGCGUUGGUUAAGAAUCCACAUUCUGUUACAGACAACAUUUACGAGUCAGAGAUUGCUGCAGAUGUGAGAACUGCAGCAUUGACAUCUCUUGGAUACGUCACAAAGAGCGAUCUGCAACAGAGAACACUCAACUAUGUUCUGAACAAUAUGGAUCAGGACUCGGUUGAGUUCUCACUGAUUGGUCUGAAACACCAGCCAGAGAGUUUCACUACUAUUUGGUCGUGGUUUUCGAUGAAUUACAACGGAUUCUAUGCUAAGUUCUUGAAAGACAGCGACAAGCAGAUCUUCAUCAAGGCUUUCCGGGGAAUUGUGCAAUUGGUGUUUGAAAGUUGUCUGUGCAGCAAAGAUUUGACGGACAAGUUGGAGGCAUUUUUGAAGGCCAAGAAAUUCGAAAUCCUCAAUGGCGAGUACAAGAGAAUCCAAUCGGCGUUCCAGGAUCGCGUCAAGCUCAAUGAGGCCAACUCCGAGCUCGCCACUGUGAUGAAUUAA